Messenger RNA from Ictidomys tridecemlineatus (thirteen-lined ground squirrel), 1877 nucleotides. RefSeq names its product septin 1 (gene Septin1). The record is from RefSeq and is a predicted model, not a curated record. Lineage: Eukaryota; Metazoa; Chordata; Mammalia; Rodentia; Sciuridae. Gene Ontology annotation, molecular function: GTP binding.
CCGCCCUGGGCAAGGGGACAGACACAUAAUCCUGUGGUCACCACAACCAUGUGCGGUCCGCGGACCUUGCCGCUGCCCUCUGUCGGCCGGCGCGGGCACCCGACACCGGGCGCGGUUCCCGGGUCUUGCUAAGUUGAUGAGGUUGGCCACAAACUUCCAAUCCUUGUGCCUCAACCUCCUGAGUUAAACAGCAUGAAUGCUGUGAGUCACACCUACUUGUGGCUGUCUCUCUCCCCAGAGGACUGAAAUGUUGACUUAAUUCACCCUGUCUGGAUCCUUGGCAACUAAUCCACAAGAGCAGUCACUGGAUAUUAGCUGGCAGAACUACUAUAUCGCUCAGCUCAUAAUCCAUGCAUCUAGUAUAUCAUUCAUCAGUAUCUUUAAAGACACUGGGGAAUACAGAAACUGGGAAGACAUGAUCUCUGCCCUCAGAGAGCUCAGUUGGGAGCAGAGACAGGACAAGGAGUAUGUGGGUUUUGCUGCGCUCCCCAACCAGCUGCACCGCAAGUCCGUCAAGAAGGGGUUUGACUUCACACUCAUGGUGGCAGGGGAGUCAGGUCUGGGGAAAUCCACCCUUAUCAACAGCCUGUUCCUCACCAACCUCUAUGAGGAUCGGCAAGUGCCAGAGGCUAGCGCUCGCUUGACACAAACAUUGACCAUUGAGCGCAGGGGUGUGGAGAUUGAAGAAGGGGGUGUCAAGGUGAAGCUGACCUUGGUGGACACACCUGGCUUUGGGGAUUCUGUGGACUGCUCAGACUGCUGGCUGCCUGUGGUGCGCUUCAUUGAGGAGCAAUUUGAGCAGUAUCUCAGGGACGAGAGUGGUUUGAACCGGAAGAACAUCCAGGAUUCCCGGGUCCACUGCUGUCUCUACUUCAUCUCACCCUUCGGCCGGGGGCUCCGGCCCCUAGAUGUGGCCUUCCUUCGGGCUGUGCACGAGAAAGUCAACAUCAUUCCAGUCAUCGGCAAAGCAGAUGCCCUGAUGCCCAAGGAAACCCAGGCCCUCAAGCAGAAGAUACGGGACCAAUUGAAGGAGGAGGAGAUCAAUAUUUACCAGUUCCCAGAAUGUGACUCUGAUGAGGAUGAAGACUUCAAGAGACAGGAUGCUGAGAUGAAGGGAAGCAUCCCUUUCGCAGUCGUCGGUUCAUGCGAGGUGGUGAGAGACGGUGGGACGCGACCAGUGAGGGGACGCCGCUACUCCUGGGGGACCGUGGAGGUGGAGAACCCACAGCACUGCGACUUCUUGAACCUGAGACGGAUGUUGGUGCAGACACACCUGCAGGACUUGAAAGAGGUGACACACGAUCUGCUCUACGAGGGCUACCGGGCCCGCUGCCUACAGAGCCUAGCCCGGCCUGGGGCUCGUGAUCGAACCAGCCGCAGUAAACUUUCCCGCCAGAGCGCCACAGAGAUCCCGCUGCCCAUGCUGCCUCUGGCCGAGACGGAGAAGUUGAUCCGCGAGAAGGACGAAGAGCUGCGCCGCAUGCAAGAGAUGCUGGAGAAGAUGCAGGCCCAGAUGCAGCAGAGCCAGGCUCAGGGCGAGCAGUCGGACGCUCUCUGAGGCCUCCGCCCGGCCCGGCCUGACCUUACUUCGGCUCCGCCUUCUGUCCGUUUCUUGUCCAAUCCCGGGGCCCUAGACUGCCCAGCCUCUAAUUCCGGAGCCUCCGAGUGGCCCACACCCACUCUUGCACUUGCUUUGUGUAGGUUCUCGCGGCUAAAGGUUCAGCCCGUCCCGGAGUUUGUAGCUCCGCCCCCCACUUCGCCCUGGGCUCACUUCCAGGAGGGGCCUCCAGCCCAGCUCUUGCCAGCCUCUCCCCAUCUUGGGGUGUCGUCCCCCUUCAAACUAUGUCUCCAAUAAAAACUUAGCUUCCCGGGCGCCA